This is a messenger RNA of Schizosaccharomyces cryophilus OY26, 1142 nucleotides long. RefSeq lists its product as uncharacterized. Lineage: Eukaryota; Fungi; Ascomycota; Schizosaccharomycetes; Schizosaccharomycetales; Schizosaccharomycetaceae. The transcript is spliced from 2 exons. The coding region runs from base 1 to 777 and encodes 258 amino acids. The record is from RefSeq and is a predicted model, not a curated record.
AUGAACGAAAAAGAAAAAGAAAAGCUGCUAGGACUUGCCAAAGCAGCCGAAUCUUCCUGUCGAGUUUCUCCUGUGAGUUCUGACAGUGAUUUACCGCAGUACAGCGAGCUCCCAUACUCACAUCUGGAUAAUUUGGAAAAAGGUUGCUUAUGUUUACAUCCAAAUCUCGUUCCUGAAAACAAGAGCGACGAAUUGUCAAACGACGCUUCUGCUGCAAAAUGUUUAGACUACUAUGGUGCGUUUUUUGGUAGUGUUAAGAGCGGAUUCUUGUAUAUUUCUAGCCCAGCGGCAUUUGCGAGAAUUCCACCUGCUGCAAAAAGAACGACAAAUGAAGGACUUCGAGUUUUUUGGUGUUAUUUAUUCUCACUGAUACUUGAUUUUUCAUUUUCAUAUUACGUUCUCUUUCCUUUUUUAAAGAAUAAUAUGUUGAAAGAUACUUCCAUAAAGGUUCAGUAUAGUGUGGCAGCUAUUCUUAUCGUCUUGGCCUUUUGGUUCUCUCUAAACUUGGUUUCAGUUUUAUUGGAUUCGUUAUUUUUUCUGUUGGGUUGGGUUGCCUAUGUUAUAGGCUACGAAAUGACAUUUGAAGGAACCGAGUCGACGGGAGAAAAUCAACUUCCAAUUCAUGCAAUACCUCUUGAGAAUCUAGAGGAGCUAAAUAAUCCUAAUAGUCUUAGAGAUGAGGAACCAUCUUCUGAACGUUUCGAACAGUUUGUAAGACGACAACAUCACCAAUCUAGGGAUACGGAAAGCGGUAAAAAUCUGCAAAGCAGCAGCUAAUUCUUUCUCCCCUUAAUUUUUUAUACAUUUUGUAGAUUUACACUUUCCGGGUUCUCUGCUCUAAGGAAAGGUUUCUUGUUUCUCCCUUUCUCUUCUCUGCUUGCAUAUUAGGUUUUCUUGUCUUUUUCAAAAGUGUUGCUUAUGUUUUGUUCUCUUUCUUUCUGCAUAUUUGGCCAUGAAGUGCACUGACGUUUUACCAUCGUACAUACUGUGUUAGUCUUGCUCUCUUUCCGUUGAACUUGCCAUUUUUUUAUUCGCAUUUGCAGUUGCAUUUGAAUCUGUGUAACAUUAUUAAUUUUCGUGUUAGGUUAUAUGUUUAGCUUUCUUUUUAUUCUAAUUGGCUAAUGAAGUAUUGAUGAACGUUC